Messenger RNA from Fraxinus pennsylvanica, 963 nucleotides. The record is from the annotation of a GenBank genome assembly. Lineage: Eukaryota; Viridiplantae; Streptophyta; Magnoliopsida; Lamiales; Oleaceae.
AUGGCAGAAUCACAGGAAAAGUUAGUAGAAGUUUCGCUGAAAGAUCAAGGCAAUCAAUUCUUCAAAUCAGGGAAUUAUCUGAAAGCUGCUGCUCUUUAUACUCAGGCCAUUAAACAAGACCCCUCAAAUCCCACUCUUUACAGCAAUCGUGCAGCAGCAUUUCUGCAUUUGGUUAAACUGAACAAAGCUCUUACUGAUGCAGAGACAACGGUCAGUUUGAAACCUGACUGGGAAAAGGGCUAUUUUAGGAAAGGAUGUGUCUUAGAAGCCAUGGAAAGAUAUGACGAUGCCUUAGCUGCUUUCCAGACAGCCUUGAAGUACAAUCCACAAAGUUCGGAGGUAUCAAAAAAAAUCAAGGGGCUUAUGCAAUUGUCAAAAGAUAAAAAGCGAGCUCAAGAAGUGGAAAAUAUGAGAUUGAAUGUUGAUAUGGCAAAACAUUUGGAUACAAUGAAAUUUGAAUUGUCUGAGAAGUAUGGAGGAGAAGAUUGUUGGAAAGAGAUCUUCUCUUUCCUUGUAGAAACUAUGGAGACUGCGGUAAAAUCAUGGCAUGAGACUUCUAAAGUAGACCCUAGAGUUCAUUUUCUCCUCAACAAGGAAAAAACAGACACUGAGAAAUAUCCUCCUGCCGUUAAUAUUGAUAAGGCAUUUGAAUCACCCCAUACUCACAGCAGUUGUGUCUCAUUCCUUAGACAGUAUGCUCAAGAUUCUUUCUCUCAAGCUGCUUGUUUAGUGGCACCGAAAAGUAUAAUAUCCUACCCUCAGGUAUGGAAAGGUCAAGGAUCAAGGAAAUGGAAGCAUGGACAGCAUGAUGGUUUCUUUAUCCAAUUUGAAUCGCCUUUAUUACGGAGAUUGUGGUUCGUCCCCAGUUCUACUGAAAAGGGGCAAAUCUUGUGCAGGGAUCCUGUUGGGUUAGACAUCAGUGUGCAUGAAAUUCUUCCUCUCCUAUUCAAGCAUGCAGAAUAG